This is a messenger RNA of Sporothrix brasiliensis 5110, 561 nucleotides long. RefSeq lists its product as uncharacterized. Gene Ontology annotation, molecular function: aldehyde dehydrogenase (NAD+) activity. The transcript has a single exon. The record is from RefSeq and is a predicted model, not a curated record. NCBI's taxonomy places the organism in Eukaryota, Fungi, Ascomycota, Sordariomycetes, Ophiostomatales, Ophiostomataceae. The coding region runs from base 1 to 561 and encodes 186 amino acids.
AUGACGACUGAGACGGGGAAAACAACCGAAGGAGGGCCAUCUCCGGCACUGCUCGAUUUUUCCACAUUCUACAACAUUAUUGAUGGCCAGAAGACGACCACAGCCCGCACGCGCCACAGUAUCAACCCGUCAACCCUCGAAGCCAACCCCGACGUGCCCGUCUCGACCGAGGCCGACGUCGACCGCGCCGUACAGGCCGCUCGAACGGCGUUUGCGACAUGGCGCCAGGUGCCCUACGCCAAGCGUCGCGCUGCCCUGGAGGCAUUUGCGGACGGCGUGGCGGCCAACAUCGACGGCUUCGCGACUAUGCUGACGCGGGAGCAGGGCCGGCCGUUGGCGCUGGCACAGUUGGAGGUGAACAUGACGGUCGAUCAGCUGAAGCAGACGGCCAGCCUCGAGCUCGUGGACGAGGUGGUCGCCGACGACAAGGCCAGCGGCGGACAGACGGUCCUCAAGCGAUUCACGCCGCUGGGCGUAGCGUGUGGCAUUGUGCCAUGGAACUGUGAGUCACCAACGUUCUGCGACUGCAGCAUGUGUAUAGCGCGCGAAGCUCAUUCCUGA